AUGUUUUGGUGUGGAGCAUGGAGAUUGGCGCAGAAUUGUAAUAUCCCUACAACAUUUUGCACGGACUCCAAAACAGCUGGAUGCCAAGCAGAAGGCAACAACGGAGCAACGACAGUUGAUGAGUCCUUUGUGAACCUCCGGGCGAUUUUCCAAUGCCUUGAGGGCAGCUUGGCGGAUGGUCUGAACAUCCAACAUGUGCAUGGACACUGCAAUGAUCCCUGGAACGACUUAGCCGACUUGUUGGCCAAGCGUGAACGACACUGCAGUUUUUACCACAGACGACAGGCCCUGGAUAUGAAAGUCUGGAAGUCUGCUUUGAAGCACUUGUGGACGCAGGUCACGCCAGAUGUGGGCCUGCCGGAUUUCACGGGAAUUGCAUUUGAUGUCAAGCCGCCAGCAUUGCCCGUCUGCGAGCAAGACUGUGAUAGAUAUGCUGACAUAUAUCACCGCUACACCGUGGCCCUGUCGUGUUGGAGACUUCAUCAGGGAGUCCAAUUGCAUGUUCUUGCUCGCAAUCUGAAACAGAAGUUGAAGACUGCGCGCAAAGCAGCCAUCCAGCACGAUCUUCAGGAUCUACCUGAAGGAGCUUCUGCCAUGGAAAUUCUCAGGCUCGUCAAGCAGCAUGUAGGAUCCACCAAUCUCAAAAGUCUCAAAAAGCCGACGCUACCGAUGCUGCAAACCACAGAAGGUAAGUCGUGUCAGAGUCCUGACCAGCUUCGCAACGAGUGGAUCAACUUCUUUGGGCAGAUGGAAGGAGGAGUUCGCAUGACUUGGCCAGAGCUGGUGGCUACAUGGCAAGCCAAUCUACAUGCCUUCCAACAGCAGCAGGUGUGUCUUGGCCUCCAGGAGUAUAUCACAGAUGCGAAGAGGUUUGAACCUUUUGAUGUUUCUGAGACAGUUGGAAGUCAAAUUCCUUACACAGGCCCAGUCUGGAUGGACGAUCUCUGUGUAGGCAUCAAAGCCAACUCUCCUGGAGAACUCAUCACCAAAGCCGGAGCUACGACCUCACUGUUGUUGGAGACUUUGACUAGUUUCGGCAUGACCCCGAAUUUGAAAAAGGGGAAGACUGAAAUUCUCUUUUCGUUGCGUGGACGAGGAGUGCGCAAAGCAAAGCAACAGCUGUUUGGACCCAAUUCAGCUGGACAUAUCCCUGUGGUGAGUGAAGCAGGCACGCAUUUUGUCUCUGUUGUUGGCCAAUACCAGCAUUUGGGAGGAUUGCUCCAUCACGGUGGAGAUCAUCGACAGGAGAUGAAGCGGCGCAUUGCCAUUGCGCACACUGCUUUCAACACUCACCGUAAGGUGAUCUAUCAAAACACAGCCAUAGCGAUCAGCAAAAGAGUCCAACUCUUCAACACCCUCAUCCUAAGUAAGCUUAUUUACGGAUGUGAAUCCUGGGUCCUCCGUGAUAUGAGAUCCAAAGAAUUUCUUCAUUCUGCCAUUAUGCGUUUGUACAGAAGGCUCCUUAGUUGCAAACCUGAUGACAGACACUCUGAUGAAUGGAUACUCAAAACAUUGCAGCUGCCGUCGCCCACAGAGCUUCUGCGACAAGCCAGACUGCGAUAUCUCGGCACUCUUCAUGCUUGCUCAGAUGUGGUCACAUGGGACCUUCUCAAUCGUGAUGCCGAAUGGUGUGCAUUGCUUCGAGACGACCUUAUGUGGAUGUGGCGGCAGCUUGAACAUAGUUCCAGUUUGACAGCCCCGGAUCAAAACAUUGAAUCCUGGAGGUAUUUGUGGAUAUAUCACAAAGCGUACUGGAAAGGACUCAUCAAGCGUGCCAUACAACACGCAAUCCUGCAACGGCACAAUGAUUGGGUUGUACAACAAGGACACCAGCGUAUCUUGGAUUGCCUCUAUGAGCAUGAUCACCUGAUCCUACCAUCUGGAUCUGUUCGGCAGAGGGAAGAGUCCUUUGUUGCCCAGCGCUUUGGUUGCAUGUGUUGUGCACAAGCUUUCAAGUCCAAAGGGGGUGAAGGAGCGCACAUGUUCAAGAAACAUGGUGUUCUCUCCAAUCUGCGAUAUCUCUUUGAUCAUACGAGAUGUGAAGUUUGCAUGAAAGAAUAUUACACGUUUGGUAAGCUCCAUAACCAUUUGAGAUAUUCUGAGCAUUGCAGACGCAGCCUUCAAAGCCAACCCCAUCGCUGCGUACCGCAGCAAGGACAUGGCUCGCAGACUGAUAGACAAUUGGAUCAGAAGCAUGAUGGCCUCCUCCCACCAUUGGCAAGUAUGGGGCCCAAUUUGCCACCUGUCCGAUUGCGUGAAGUGGAAAAUUUUGAUGUGGAAUUUUAUGGAGAAUGCACGGAGAUGUUCAUGUCUGAAGGGUCAGCUUUUGACAAGUGCCAACAGAUACGUGCGAGAGCCACUUCCAAGCCACUUCCGUGGUCGCACUAUGUACAUACCAUGGAAUGUUUCCAGGGGAAUGCCAGUGCCCAAGAUCUGGAAGUGUUUGCAAUGACCCGGUCUGCUUUUGAUGAGAGCAUUAGUACAUUGGUUGACCCAAAUACAUGGCCAUGGUUUCAACAUCAAGCAAGUGAUGACAAGCUGGUGCGCACCGUUGCGGACCUGGAAUGGCAGUGCGACAAUGCCACUCUAGGUCCAGCGGCCAUGACAGCAGCGCCCCCAAAGAGCUUUGGAGUACAUCGCUUUAUUCUCCACGCAUUUUCCGGCCGACGUCGUCAAGGAGAUUUCCAAUUUUUCCUUGACGCAAUCACAGAGUCACAUCCAGGUAUUGUGAUACACACCUUGUCAGUGGAUAUCAUCUUGGACCGCCAAUGGGGCGAUGUCAGUGAUGAGAGGGUGCAGCAAUUCUGGAUUUCAGCGGCCCGAAGAGGCUGGGUGGUGGCCUUUUUAGGGGGACCCCCCUGUGAGACAUGGAGUAGAGCCCGAGAACAGAUGCUUGGGGAGGGAGCCCGAUAUGGUGCCAGACAAGGUCCUAGGGUCAUCCGCUCAGCUGACCAACCAUGGGGUUUCGUCAGUCUUGCUCUGCGGGAGAUCCGACAAAUUUUGGUUGGCAAUCAACUCAUGUUCUUCAGCCUCAUUAUGAUGAGUGUUCUAUAUGAUAUGGGAGGGUGUGGAGCACUGGAACAUCCAGCAAGACCUCCCAAGCCCACGUCGGCAUCAAUUUGGAACACUCCGAUCCUCCAGUUGUUGCUGCAGUUGCCGGGUUUCAAAUUAUGGGAGUUCGCACAGGGACUCCUUGGUGCAGUUUCAGCCAAACCUACAAUGAUCCUGGCGCUGAAUCUUCCUACCCUGGGAUUGCAGAUUCGACAAUGGAGGGUUGUAGAUGAGCUCCCGAAAGGGGUGAGCAUAGGCAGGGGAGUUGACGGGAAGUUUAACACUAUGGUGUUAAAGGAGUACCCCCCCAGCCUCUGUGGCGCUCUUGCCACGUCUUUUUGGCACUCCCUGAGCAAUUUGCCAGUUUGUGCCUCUGUAGAGAUCCCCGGCAUCUUUUUCGAUACCUGCUCAUCAAUGAAUGUAAAGGUAUAUAGCGAUGAGCUAGGUCCCGACUAUGCCGGUGGUGCUGUUCACAGCUGA
Molecule: messenger RNA, 3531 nt
Organism: Cladocopium goreaui
Lineage: Eukaryota; Dinophyceae; Suessiales; Symbiodiniaceae
Source: the annotation of a GenBank genome assembly